Mugil cephalus (flathead mullet) is the source of this 3974-nucleotide messenger RNA. RefSeq names its product glycine dehydrogenase (decarboxylating) (gene gldc). Gene Ontology annotation, cellular component: glycine cleavage complex; mitochondrion. The record is from RefSeq and is a predicted model, not a curated record. Gene Ontology annotation, molecular function: glycine binding; glycine dehydrogenase (decarboxylating) activity; pyridoxal phosphate binding. Gene Ontology annotation, biological process: glycine decarboxylation via glycine cleavage system. The transcript is spliced from 25 exons. NCBI's taxonomy places the organism in Eukaryota, Metazoa, Chordata, Actinopteri, Mugiliformes, Mugilidae. The coding region runs from base 123 to 3215 and encodes 1030 amino acids.
GAAGGAGUUGGCAGAGUCUCCUGCAGGGAUCGCGUCCGUCUCAGUGGAGGGGUACUGCUGAGCGAAGGGAGGGAAAGGUCUCAACAAGUUUCUACCACCUUGUCUCGCACAGUGAUUUAGAGAUGCAGAGCUGCGCCAAGUCCUGGGGGGUCUUCCUGGCCAAGUCGGUGAAUCCCAGCGCACCGUGCAGGCAUCUGAGUGACAAGAGCCGCGUGGUUUGGAAACUUCAGCGCAGGUUCCCAGACAGCUGUGCGUCCCUAACAACAGCAGCCCGUGGUGUGAGGACAUCGGCAGCCGCCUCCUCCAGACAGAUUGAGAGAAUAUUACCCAGGCACGAUGACUUUGCAGAGAGGCACAUUGGCCCAGGUGAGAGGGAGAAGAGAGAAAUGCUGGAUGUCCUGGGACUCGAGUCAAUCGAUCAGUUGAUCGAAAACACAGUUCCAGACUCCAUCCGUAUGCAGCGGAGUAUGAAAAUGGAUGACCCGAUCUGCGAGAAUGAAGUCCUGGAGACUCUACAGAAGAUAGCAUCAAAGAACAAAGUGUGGAGGUCCUACAUUGGCAUGGGUUACUACAACUGCUCUGUGCCGCCACCCAUCCAGCGGAAUCUCCUGGAGAAUGCAGGCUGGGUGACUCAGUACACGCCUUACCAGCCAGAGGUCUCUCAGGGUCGCCUGGAGUCUCUCCUCAACUACCAGACCAUGAUCUGUGACAUCACAGGCAUGCCAGUGGCCAACGCCUCCCUGCUUGAUGAGGGAACGGCUGCUGCUGAGGCCAUGCAGCUCUGCCACAGACAAAACAAGAGAAGAACCUUCUACAUUGACCCACGCUGCCAUCCCCAGACUAUUGCUGUGGUGCAGACAAGAGCCAACUACAUUGGGGUACAAACAGUGCUGAAGUUACCUCAUGAGAUGAACUUCAGCGGGAAAGAUGUGAGUGGUGUGCUCUUUCAGUAUCCAGACACCGACGGCAGAGUGGAAGACUUCACCUCCCUUGUAGACCGGGCACACAAAGGAGGGGCCCUGGCUUGCUGUGCCACGGACCUGCUAGCCCUUUGCGUGCUCCGCCCACCAGGAGAGUUUGGCGUUGAUAUUGCUCUGGGCAGCUCCCAGAGAUUUGGAGUUCCUCUCUGCUAUGGUGGCCCUCAUGCUGCCUUCUUUGCUGUCAAAGACAACCUGGUCCGGAUGAUGCCAGGGAGAAUGGUUGGAGUGACCAGGGAUGCAGCUGGGAAGGAAGUGUAUCGCCUCGCACUGCAGACCCGAGAGCAGCACAUCCGUAGAGACAAGGCAACCAGCAACAUCUGUACUGCACAGGCUCUGCUGGCCAACAUGGCUGCUAUGUACACUCUGUAUCAUGGUCCUCAGGGACUUAAACACAUCGCUGAGAGGACACACAAUGCUGCCUUGAUUCUUGCCGAAGGUCUGAAGAGGGCGGGACACCGGCUGCACAGUGACAUGUUCUUUGACACACUGAAGAUUAACUGUAGCGUGGCUGCCAAAGACAUUUUGGAGAGAGCAGUGCAGAGGCAAAUAAAUCUACGAGUCUACACCGAUGGAGUGCUGGGUGUUUCUCUGGAUGAGACGGUGACUGAGAGGGACUUGGACGACUUGCUCUGGGUCUUUGGCUGUGAAUCUUCAGCUGAGCUGAUUGCUGAAAAGAUGGGCGAGCGGGUGAAAGGGAUCAUGGGAAGUCCUUUCAAGAGGACAAGCAAUUACCUGGCUCACCAAGUCUUCAACAGUUACCACUCUGAGACCAACAUUGUUCGAUACAUGAAGCGCCUGGAGAACAAAGACAUCUCCCUGGUGCACAGCAUGAUACCACUGGGUUCCUGCACCAUGAAGCUAAACAGUUCAUCAGAACUCAUGCCCAUCACCUGGAAGGAGUUUGCCAACAUCCACCCGUUUGUGCCGCUCGAUCAGGCAGAAGGUUACCAGAAACUUUUCAGGCAGCUGGAAAAGGACCUCUGUGAGGUGACAGGCUAUGACAAGAUCUCCUUCCAGCCAAACAGUGGUGCCCAGGGAGAAUAUGCUGGACUGGCUGCCAUAAAAGCCUACCUGAACUCAAAGGGGGAGAGCUCAAGGAGUGUCUGUCUAAUCCCCAAGUCAGCCCAUGGCACCAACCCAGCGAGCGCUCAGAUGGCAGGCAUGAAGGUUCAGGUGGUGGAGGUGGACAAGGAUGGAAACAUAGACCUGCCGCACCUCAAGGCCAUGGUGGACAAACACAAGUCGUGCCUGGCGGCCAUGAUGGUCACCUACCCCUCCACAUUUGGUGUGUUUGAAGAGCACAUUGGAGACAUAUGUGACCUUAUUCACAAAAACGGUGGCCAGGUGUACCUGGACGGCGCCAACAUGAAUGCCCAGGUGGGUUUGUGUCGUCCUGGGGAUUAUGGCUCAGACGUGUCUCACUUGAACCUGCACAAAACAUUCUGCAUCCCACACGGUGGAGGAGGACCUGGCAUGGGGCCGAUUGGAGUGAAGGCCCACCUCGCCCCCUUCCUGCCCAGCCACCCUGUGGUCCCCAUGCAUUCGGUCAACAGCAGCAGCUCACUGGGCACCAUCAGCGCCGCUCCCUGGGGCUCCAGUGCUAUCCUACCCAUCUCUUGGGCUUACAUCAAGAUGAUGGGAUCCAAAGGACUGCUGCACUCCACUGAAGUCGCCAUCCUCAAUGCCAACUACAUGGCCAAGAGGCUGGAGGGUCAUUAUAAAGUCCUCUUCAGAGGCAGGAAAGGUUUUGUUGCCCAUGAGUUCAUUCUGGAUGUGAGGCCAUUCAAGAAGACGGCCAAUAUCGAGGCUGUCGAUGUGGCCAAGAGGCUGCAGGAUUAUGGUUUCCAUGCACCCACCAUGUCAUGGCCAGUGGCAGGUACUCUUAUGAUUGAGCCCACGGAGUCGGAGGACAAGGCUGAGAUGGACCGUUUCUGCGACGCUCUCCUUGGUAUCCGACAGGAGAUCGCAGACAUCGAGGAGGGAAGGAUGGACUCCCGCAUCAACCCGCUCAAGAUGGCCCCCCACUCUCUGGCAUGUAUUUCUUCCUCCAACUGGGACAGACCCUACUCCAGAGAGUUUGCUGCGUUCCCCUUGCCCUUCAUACGCCCCGAGACAAAAUUCUGGCCGAGCAUCUCCAGGAUCGAUGACAUCUAUGGCGACCAGCACCUUGUGUGCACCUGCCCACCAAUGGAGGUGUACGAGUCACCAUACGAGGAGAAAAGAGCCUCCUCUUAGACACACCCUGUGGCUCAGUCCCAAAGUCCAGCUCAAAGCCCUGAAACAUUGCAGAUUUAUAUAUUUGUGAGUAAAUGUGAAAAUACUCUAAUCGUUAGCUGUCACAGAGGCACUUCCUUUGUCAGUCAAGUCUGACGCUCAUACUUUAGAUAUAGUUUAUUAAAACUGAGCAACAUGACCUGGUAUAACAGCGUGUAUUUAAGUCAGCUGAAAUGUAUCACCAUGCCCUCCGCGUUUCAAAACUGGUGCAUACAGUCUGCAAGAGAAUGGAACAGCUCAGAGGCGUCGCUGAUGUGGUGGGUGGCAAAGAGUCAGUGUGAUGGACAUUGGGACUGUGUUGUCUGCAGCUGGAGUCGUGUUUCUCCCCAACUUGAACUAUUUAACUGGACCAAAUGUGCAACGUUUUGCUUUUCCAAGUCUGCAAAAUACACAGAGGCUUCUCCGUAACCCACCUCUGAAGUACUGCGCUUUGAGCCGAGUGCAGUUUUAAUUCCAAUAUCUCCAAUAUCUAUAUUAAAAAAAAAAAAAAACCCUCGGUGCCUCCAUUGUUGUGUAAAAUAGCUGCCUCGACUUUUCCGCUUUUUUUCAAAUUCCUUCAAAAAUAUAGAAGUUCUAGUACUUGUAGGCUUUUGUUAAUAUGCAUCUGUUAUUUGUGUUGUGACAGUUGUUGACCAAGUAGAUAAUGGUCUUGAUUUUAAAUGUUCUCUAAACUUGCCUGUAGAAAAAAAAUGUCUGUAUUAAACAUGUCUUUUGUCUUUA